GUCUGCACACUAGAUUUGAGACGCAGCCCCUCUGUAGGACGCGCGCGUCACGUGAUCAGGUUAGUUUACGAAGCCGAACUCAGCCACAGCCAGAUGCGCGAUGAUCUCCUCAAAAUGAUCGUGAUGUGCUGGAAACCUCAGUCCGACACAACCAUGACGAGCAGACGACCCUCGGCGGUAUGGCUCACUUAAACAAGCUGUGUGUUUUAGAGCAUUUGUGUGUUUCUUGUCGGUGGCUGACACAUUUAUCGGGACGCGACAGCAGAUCAGUGUGGAAGCGGACAGAGACAAAGGGAAGGGCUUUCACAGCUAGAAUGCUUCAGGCCUAAAAGAAGCCAAGAGGAAAUACAGCAGCGACGACUGAAGUGUGAAAGCCGCCGAUCAAGAAACCGCAGACGCUACUUAACGAGAGGGAGCCGUAGCUGAGAAGAAGCAUCAAGUCGUCUGGGAUUUUCUCUCUAAAUCCUCUUCCAAUGGUUGAUUGGUUGAGGCCAUGGCCUCUCAGUCAGGCAACAUGAACCGUGAAGACCGGAAUAUGCUCCGUAUGAAAGAAAGGGAAAGGAGAAAUCAAGAAAUCCAGCAGGGAGGAGAGGCCUUUCCAGCUAACUCUCCCCUCUUUCCUGAACCUUAUAAAUCCUGCAAGGAAGAUAAACUCUCAAGUCGCAUCCAGAGCAUGCUGGGAAAUUACGACGAGAUGAAGGAGACCAUCGGUGAACCCCCAAUGUCCAAGCUCAUUCCCAAAGCCUCCAGCUCCACCUCGGACGAUAAAUCCAGCCAGAGUCAGAACAGUAAAUGGGCUCCUGUCGGCGGCAUCUCUUCCUCGUCCUGCUCAUCCUCCUCAACUUCCUCCUCCUCGCAGAAGCGCUCGUCCGUGCAGGGCAGCCACAGCAACAGUCAGCGUAGCGGCUCCGGAGGUCAGCGGCACGAGCGAGACUACAGCAGCAGCAAGAAGUCCAGCAAGCACGGCUCAGAGCACAAAUCCCACUCCAGCCCGGCCAAGGGCUCCAUGAGCUCCGGCGGACACUCGCGCAGCCGCACCAAGUCUCCCAGGGACAGAGAAGCCAACUGGGACUCGCCCUCAAGAGUUCAUUCCUUCUCCAGCGGACAGCACCCCAGCCAGAGCUUCCCGCCUUCACUCAUCAAACCCAGCUCCAUGCUCCAAAAACCCACCGCCUAUGUGCGGCCCAUGGACGGCCAGGAAACAGCCGAGCCCAAGACCUCCUCGGAGUCGUACGGCGGUCAGUCACACAGCAGCGCUGUGGGAGAAAUGAAGCCCAAUGGCAAGGCUUCCCUCACCAAGCUCAAGAUCCCGACGCAGCCAGUCGAUGGUCCAGGGGGAGAUGCGAGCUGUGUUGAUGAAAUUUUAAAGGAAAUGACUCAGGUCUGGCCUCCUCCACUAACAGCCAUUCACACGCCCUGCAAGACAGAACCAUCAAAAUUUCCCUUCUCCACCUCUAAGGAUGCCCCGCACCUGUCUUUUGGGGCACAAAAAAAACUCUCAGGAAAGAGCGCGUCGACCAGUCACCCGUCUAAACCGAGCGACAGCGACCAGAACACGCUGCAUGAAGAUCUGAAGCUCAGCAGCAGCGAAGAUAGUGACGGAGAGCAAGACCCCACUAAAAACCCCUCCCGAAACACUUCAACAAGUAACAACAGUAAUAACAGCGAGGCUGCUGAUCGAGACGACACCAGCAGUCACAGCGGUUCGGACAGCAGCUCCGGUUCUGACAGCGAGAGCGAGAGCAGCUCUACAGACAGUGAGAACAACGAGCCUCCUCGUCCUGCGUCACCCGAGCGGGAACAGCCCACGGCGAACAAAUGGCAGCUGGACAACUGGUUCAAGAAAGUCAAGUCGCCCCCUGCUUCUCCAGUGGAGAACAGCAGCACGACGCCAACGAAGUAUAAGAAAGAGGGGCGAGAAACCGGCUCCAGCAGGAUCUACAGUGGCCCGGGUUCAAAAGAUGUGACGCCGUCUGCCGGGCGAGACCUUCGGCCAAACCAGAAGGGGCAAGACCGGAGAAAUCAGAAGUCUCCCGCUCAGAGCGAGGGGGGGAGUCAGGGCGGGCGGCGAGUGGUGGUGGGCAAGAAGCAGCCUAAAAAGCCAGAGAAGCCGCCCGUGGUUGAGGAGCCGAAGGGUGGGCUCAAAGUGGAGACCGAACCCUCGCCCGAGAUCCCGUCGCACCUCAGAGUCCGUGCGCCCAACAAGGGCCCCCGCAAACCCAACAUCAAGAAGGAGCCCAAAACCUCCUCUCCUCGACCGGCACCGGACAAACGCAAGAAAACGGCCAGCAAGUCCCGCGAGUUCAUCGAAUCCGAUUCGUCAUCGUCGGACUCGGAGGGCAAUGAAAGCGUCCCCUCGUCUUCACAGACACCGAGAGAGCAGUACGCAGAGAACCCGUCUGUCCUGUUCUCGCCCAUGCUUUCCCCGCUGAGUGACCAAGAAGGCAGACUGCUGUCCAGACUGCUGGUGCAGAUCGACCUCAAUCUGCUGUCCAGAGUGCCUGGUCGAGUCUACAAGGAAACCGAGGUGAAAGCAGAGAGGAGCUCCCCUCCCGAGGGGAAAGACUUCCAGAAACAGCCGGGAGAAAAGGGAGCCAGCAAGGGGAAGAGGAAACACAAGAAUGAUGAAGAUGGUGUCAAAGCAGACAGUAAGAAGUCCAAACUGGAUGAAAAGUCAUCACACAAAUCCAGCAGUAAAGACUCAUCUAAGCGUGCUCAGGACAAAGAGAAGGAGUCUGCGCCCUCUCCUUCUAUCACGCUGCAGCGGACGCCCAAAUCAGAGCACCAGGGCCGCAAGCGGACGCUCAGCCAGUCCUCCGCCUCUGUUCCCAGCGGCAAAGACAGCAGCAAGAGCAGCUCCAAACACCGCAAAGGCGACGACAAGCCCCUACGCAGGGAUGCCAAGGAGAAAAGCUCUAAAUCCGAGAAUCCCAUUGCAGUGCCGCCCCUCUCUGAUGGCUCUAAAUCUAGAUCCAAACUCCUGUUUGAGGACAGGGUUCAUUCAGCUGAUCAUUACCUUCAAGAAGCGAAGAAACUGAAACACAACGCAGAUGCUCUGUUCUACAUUGAGAGCGACACAACAGGUGCUCUCCUCACACGAAGCACAUGGAUGGACCGGUUUGAGAAAGCCGUGUACUACCUGGACGCUGUGGUGUCUUUCAUCGAGUGUGGAAACGCCCUGGAGAAGAGCGCCCAGGAGGCCAAAUCGCCCUUCCCCAUGUACGCAGAGACCGUGGAGCUCAUCAAGUACACUAUGAAGCUGAAGAGCUACAUGGCUCCGGAUGCAACCUCUGCAGACAAAAGGCUGGCGGUGCUGUGCCUGAGGUGCCAAGCGCUCCUGUAUCUGAGGCUGUUCAAGCUACGCAAAGAAAGUGCACUGAAAUACUCUAAAACACUCACUGAACACUUGAAGAAUUCGUUGAGUAAUACCCAAGCUCCGUCUCCUGGAGUAGCAAAUAAAACAGCGGGAAUGCCGUCUCCGGUCUCUCCUAAACUGUCUCCGGGCAGUGCGGGCAGCUUCUCCUCCAGCAGCUCCAGCCAGAGCGCCAGCUCCUCCGUCACCAUCCCACAGCGCAUCCACCAGAUGGCAGCCAGCUACGUCCAGGUCACCUCCAACUUCCUCUACGCCCUCGAGGUGUGGGAGCAGGCCGAACAGCUCGCCAAAGAGCAGAGAGAGUUCUUCACUGAACUGGACAAGGCUAUGAGCCCGCUCAUCUUCAACACCAGCAGCAUGACUGAGCUGGUGCGAUUCACGCGGCAGGGCCUGCACUGGCUACGACUGGACGCCAAGCUCAUUCAGUAGAGCGGCUCUAUCCUAUGCCUACGCAAAACACACUCACACUCGAUCUGCCUCAGAUAUCUCUGUGACACUGUGUUCAUUUCUACACCAGCUUGCCAAAAAUGGAAGCACUCGGUGCCCCGCCCCUCCACCACAGACUCUAUGAAUAUUCAUGAGAGGGGAGGCGGCCAAACCGCACAUCUGUCAGAGCGUCCACUGCAUCGUCCUGCUCAUAUCAUCGGCUCGUUCAGCUAAAAAUAAGCCUGGUUUCUUACUUUGACUGUCUUUUUUGUUAAUUUUCUGCUAGCUGUAAGCAAACAAGAAUAAUAAUUGGAUGUUUAUAGCUUUUUAUUUCAACCAAAGUACCUCCUUUUAACCAAAGGUGCUUUAAAAUUGAGGUUUUCUCCUUUUAUCGUUUUAUCGUGCCUUGUAUUUGAUAUACAGGAAACUAACUAUCUUGAAAAACACAUCUAGGAAGGUUUGAAGCUGAAAGAACAUCAUGCACUCGGCAGAUAAUGAAUGCAGUGCUUGUAUACCUGACCAAAAGACUGUUCGGCACCGUAUCAAGGCAUUAUUACUGAUCUGUUCUUUAGUUUUUUGGCCUGCCUCAUCCACAGACGCCACAUCAGAGUAAGUCAUGUUUAUAGCCGGUCUUAUUUGCAUACGUCACUACCACAAACACCCAGGCCAAGAUUUUUAGACGAAAUGUAGCGCUCGCACUCUUUCUCUCUCUUGAUUUUCUGGUAUUAAACGCAGGAGUAUUUUAUUACCGUGGCUCAACCUAAAAUAGAUUUUAUUUAGAUAACGGCAAAUUGUUCCAAGAUGCGUUUCACUGUUGAGCAUGGAUACAGGGUUGCAAUACGAGAUGAGACGUAUUUCUAAUGUAUAUGAAAAUAUCAUAUUUAAAUAUUUAAUGUGAGUCUUGAGGUUGCCUUCAUAGUGUCACAGUCACCCGUGUGUUGCAGUUCUUUUAAAAGUUCCUGCAGUCAUGUGAUGAUAUAUUUAUGUGUUCUGUUGAGAAUAGCAGUUUAUAUAUGUACAUAUUAGCACAGACCAGUCUGCAAUCCAUACACUUUGAUAUGUUUAGCACCGAAAAGAGGAAGCUGGUGAAGUGAAGAGUCAAUCCACCGGAUACGAAAUGCUGGAAACUUAGCGUCUCGUGCACUAGAAUCUUUCCUCUAAUUGGCUCCUAAACUGUUUUUUCUGUCUAUGCAGUGGUUUUUCUUGCUCGUUUGUGCACUAGCUAACGAGGACUCCUGCCAAUUGAAAUUUUCAUCAGUUAAAACAGAAACUUUUAGAGGUUAAACACAUAAUGGCUGGCGUCUAGAUACAUCACUAAAUGCGCUACCUUGCAGAAUACAUAAUUUUGAUUUAGAGAGUCGGUAAAUGCAUUGUGUUAUAGGGGUGAGGUCUGUUAAUUGUGCUUUUAUGUAAAUGAAUCCAUGCACUAAUGUGAUUUAUGUACCAGAUUCAUGAUAAGAAAGCAACUGCAUAUGAAUAUGGGUUGUUAAAAUGAUUUUCCCUUCGCCUGACAUGAAUUUGUUGUGCUGUAUCCUUCUUUUUUUUUUUCAGUUUUUACUGUUUUUAUCUUUUCUACUAGAAUUCAUGAUAGUGCUUUUAGAGGAUUAGACUGACUGAUUGAUUUAAAUCCAUGUUUAAUUAUCUGUGUGAUCAUAACUGUACCCAGGGUGAGAGAGGUUUUAUUUUUUUUCAUCCAGUUGAAAAAUAACACUUGCAUGUUUCUAUUUAAAUACUAAGCUGUACAGAUGUACAUAAAAAUUCUCUUUUAGGGUAAAUUUUUACAAUGAUUAAACAUUUAUAUUGAUUGUAAAUAGAAUGUGAAUAUAUUAAAUGCACAUUUUCUCUUUUUUUUUUCUUCUUUUUUUCCAACAGAACACUGUAUGUUAGUGAUGUCAGUACAGUUAUGUUCAGAUUUCCUGUGCUAUAUGAACAUGGCUUUCUGUCAUUCAAGUGAUGUUGGUCAGGUUGAAAUGCAGUUGACUAUAAGAAAGAUCUGCCAUUAAUGACAUAGGACUGCUGUCUAAUCUUCAAGAGAGAGGAGCUUGAUUGUUUUGAGCGGUUCUAGAUGUCUGUAUGAAGUACUCAUUUUAGAGUGAUCUCAAAGCAAUCAUUGGCAAGCAGUAUAAAAUCAAUUUAGUUUUAAAAGUAUUGAAAAGAUGAAAUCUACAUAUAUAUAUAUUCAUAUAUGGAUGCAAUAUGAUCUAUGAUUUAAAGGUACUCUUAUGAGCCUCGAUUAUCCAAACUUGUAAUAACUUGUAAUUUAAACACUUUUUUUUUUUUUUUUUUUUGGUGAAGUGAGUAUUACUAAUGGAUUUUCUGAGUCUGUUGCGAAUCAUCUUUGUAUUUUGCUGUAUUGAGAAUAAAAUAUAUAUGAUUAAA
This is a messenger RNA of Cyprinus carpio (common carp), 6178 nucleotides long. RefSeq names its product ALF transcription elongation factor 4 (gene aff4). Gene Ontology annotation, cellular component: nucleus; super elongation complex. Gene Ontology annotation, biological process: regulation of gene expression. Lineage: Eukaryota; Metazoa; Chordata; Actinopteri; Cypriniformes; Cyprinidae. The record is from RefSeq and is a predicted model, not a curated record.